This is a messenger RNA of Trichophyton verrucosum HKI 0517, 1008 nucleotides long. RefSeq lists its product as uncharacterized. The transcript is spliced from 6 exons. Lineage: Eukaryota; Fungi; Ascomycota; Eurotiomycetes; Onygenales; Arthrodermataceae. Bases 1 to 1008 code for a protein of 335 amino acids. Gene Ontology annotation, molecular function: metallopeptidase activity. The record is from RefSeq and is a predicted model, not a curated record.
AUGCUUUGCCCCUUAGCUAACUGGAUUGCGGAGGAGAUACCAGCCAUGGUUUGGCGACUGAUAUACCCUUCCCCAGUGAUGGUUCGCAGCCAGGGAGCCAAGGCUUCAUGCGAGACACCAGACCAGACCAGACCAAGCCAGAAAGUCAUUGAGAUAUAUCUCUAUCCUCAUAAAAAAUCACAUCCCUUCAACAUGCGUUUCUCCGUCCUCCUUACCGGCCUUGCUGCCGCUGGCUCCAUUGCCACUGCUGAGCGAACUUGCGGUGCUGUUCCUCCUCGUGCCUAUGAGAAGGAAUUCACCGAGGCUCUCAACUCCCUCAGCCCCGAGGCCGCCAGCGCUGACCUGACUGCCGGCAUCACCAUUGACACCUACCUCCAUGUCCUCACCAGCGGCCAGACCGGAAACAUCCCCGACUCCCAGCUCCAGGCUCAGAUCAACGCCAUGAACCAGCACUACAGCCAAGCUGGCGUGCAGUUCAGGCUGGUCAAGGCCACCCGCACCGACAAUGCCAACUGGGCCAGCGGCAGAGACGAGGCUGGCAUGAAGAAGGCCCUGCACAUGGGUACCUACUCCUCCCUCAACAUCUACUUCAUCCCCAACCUCAGCAGCGGUCUCUUGGGAAUCUGCUACUUCCCACGCGCCAACCCAAGCCAGACCACCAUCAUCAUGGAUGGCUGCAUGGUCCGCUCUGGCACCGUCCCCGGUGGUGAGACCACCAACUACAACCAGGGCAAGACUGCCACCCACGAAGUCGGCCACUUCUUGGGUCUCUACCACGUCUUCAGCGAGAACGGCUCUUGCGUUGAUGCCGACAUGGUUGCCGACACUCCCGCCCAGUCCAAGAAGACCAGCGGCUGCCCAAGCUCUCAGGACUCUUGCCCUGGCGGCGGUGUUGACUCUAUCCACAACUACAUGGACUACAGCUAUGAUGUCUGCAUGAACCAGUUCACUCCCGGCCAGGCCAACCGCAUUGCCCAGUCCUGGAGAGCCUUCCGUGCCGGCCACUAA